AUGAGCUUCACAGAAUGGAUAUUAUUCUUGAUCGCGGCGAUCAUCUCUAACAGUAUUCAGCAACCGAUCUUCUUCAAAAACACUUUCAAAGGAUUGAAUGGUAUUUCGAAGGCCAAUAUGAUUGAUAGAAAUGAGAUCAGAGCUGUUUAUUAUCAUGAUCAGACCGUGGCAGUAGUUGAUCUUGGCAUUAAUAAUGAAUUGCACAAUUGCAACUUGAUCGAAGUAUAUGAGAAAAAUGAAGCCAAUGAAGUUUUGAGGAAUCUGUCAUCCAUAGUAAUUCCUCAGCUGGUAUCUUUCUCACAAAUGACAAAACUUAUACAACAAUGCGAAUUAUUGGACAAGAUGCAGCACGAAAGGUUGUCUACAACGAUAUCAAACAGUGUGAAUAAAGAUAAUCAUGGAAUGAGUAAUGUCUUGUCUCUUCUCUCAGGUAUCUUACCAGGCACAAAAUGGUGUGGUGCCGGGGAUAUAGCCGAGAAUUACCAUGAUUUGGGCCAAGAAGUUCAAAUUGAUAGAUGUUGUCGCAGUCAUGAUCUUUGUCCUGUAAAAAUUCGAGCUCAACAAACACGAUAUAAUCUUACAAAUUAUUCCGUAUAUACCAAGUCACACUGUGUAUGUGAUGAAGCGCUGUAUCGUUGUUUAAAAGCCACGACACAUCCGACAGCACAUAUUAUGGGUCGCAUAUACUUUAAUAUAAUAAAAAUACCUUGUAUUGAGGAUGUACCAGAGAAAAAUACUUCUAUAGAGUUAGGACGACAAUUUAUUCCUGUUAAGAUGAAUUAUUAAAACAAAUGCAAGAUUGCUAAAUAUUAUCAAUAAUUUAAUAUUUUUAUACAAUAUAAAGUAUAAAAUCGGGAAAAAAGACUUAUUAUUUAUAAUUAUUAUUAAUAUUAUAUAUAUGUAAAUAUUAUACAGUUAUAUAUCUUACACAUAAUCAUUUAACUAAUAGAGUUUGCAUUUAUUGAUACUGUUGAAUUGUAUAUAAGACUGUUUGCUUCAAAACUGAUUCAGAAAUAACUUCUUGUAUAAUCUUUUUUAUAUCAACAGAAUUGUGAUUAUAAAGAUUACCUAAAAAUUGUUUUUGCAAGAUAUUUAAUUUUUCAUUUAAAUUUGUUAUACCAAAUAAUUAAUUUUAUAACAAUAACAUCUUCAUUAUUAUUACCUAUUAGCCAUAAUGUUUCUUUCCUAAUAUGUACAUACUGACAUAAAAGUAAUUUAUUUAAUAAUAUUUUUAAAUUUGAUAGUGAAUAUUUAGAAUUUUCCAAUAGAUACUUUGCCAAUCGUCCAGAUGUUUCUUGUACAAUAUUAGCUAAUAUUCUUAUACAUGCUGUGAUCUAUAAUAAAAAAAGAACUUUAGUAUUUUAUAUAUAGUAUAUAAUAUUUAAUAUAAACAUAUAUUACCAUUGAGACAAAUACAUACCUCUAUUAUUGAUGUAAUAUCAUUUAUGCUAUUUUCAUAUAAAUAAUCAAUUAUUAAAGGGAUUACAGAAUAUAAAUAUAUGUGACACGAUAUUUCUGAAGAUAAUAAUGCAAGUAACCAAAUAAAAUAUGAAUCUUCAAAUGAAAAGUUUCUCUUUAUAGUAGCAUUGGUAAGUUCAAUAAUUUCUUCUUUUCUAAAAAUAUUCAUACAAUUAAUGGAAUAUUUUAAAAUAUAUUUUAAAAAUUAAAUGAAAAAAAUAAAAAAUCAUUCAUUACAAGAUAUAUUGAAAACCAAUAUGUACAUAAUGCAUAGCAGUAUAGGCUACUGAAGACACAAUUACAUUAUCACAAUUGUACAUCAAGGAUACAAUAUAUUUCAAACAAUCUUGUGCAUGAAGAAUUUCAAAUGCCUUAUUACUCCCUGAAAUUAAAUUUCCUAUUGUCCAUAUACAUAUUUCC
Apis cerana (Asiatic honeybee) is the source of this 1878-nucleotide messenger RNA. RefSeq lists its product as uncharacterized. Gene Ontology annotation, biological process: arachidonate secretion; phospholipid metabolic process. Gene Ontology annotation, molecular function: A2-type glycerophospholipase activity. The record is from RefSeq and is a predicted model, not a curated record. NCBI's taxonomy places the organism in Eukaryota, Metazoa, Arthropoda, Insecta, Hymenoptera, Apidae.